Messenger RNA from Neospora caninum, 2376 nucleotides. Its product is annotated as putative zinc finger (C3HC4 RING finger) protein. Gene Ontology annotation, molecular function: metal ion binding. The record is from RefSeq and is a predicted model, not a curated record. Gene Ontology annotation, cellular component: PRC1 complex. The transcript has 2 exons. Bases 1 to 2376 code for a protein of 791 amino acids. NCBI's taxonomy places the organism in Eukaryota, Apicomplexa, Conoidasida, Eucoccidiorida, Sarcocystidae. Gene Ontology annotation, biological process: regulation of transcription by RNA polymerase II.
AUGGCGUCGUUCGCGCUCAGCGGUGUCCCUUCAGGGCCCGCCUCAGAGUCGCAGAGAGCAGACGCCGACACCGACGCGGCGGAGCUCGCGGCGCAAGUCGGAGGAACGGCGGGGAGGGCUGAACGGAGGCCAGGAGACAGCGGCGAAGAAGGCCCGUCGACGAAAAAGCAAAGAAUCGAAGAGGAAACAACCUUCCAUAUGAGAACGAACGGCUCUUCUCAACCUCCGUCAUCGCUGGGGCUACCAUAUCCAUCUCGUCCCCUUUCGUCUCCACCCUUGCCACUACCUUCUUCUCCUCUCUCUUCCUCUUUCUCUUCAUCUCUUUCUUCCUCUCUCUCUUCCUCUCCCUCUUCGUUUUCCUCUACUUCGUUUUCCUCCUCUUCCGCUACCUCUUCUUCCUCGUGUUCUUUUUCUUCCCCUCUCUCGCCUUCGUCGAGUCGAUUGACGUCCACUGCAGUGAACUCUUCCACUGCUUCUCAGGAUUCGUGUGUCUGCGAAAACUUCGAGAGCGAGGAGGGUAUGGACGUGCGUUUUCCGCUCCGCGCGCUCGAGGCGAACUUCCGCUGUCGCCUCUGUUCUGGGUACUUCCGAGAAGUCGUCACCAUCAAAGACUGUCUCCAUUCUUUCUGCAAGUGGUGUCUCUUUGCGCGCGCCGAGAAGGGGGAGCUCGAGGAGACAUGUUGCCCUCGGUGCGAGGAGAAGCUGAGCAGCGGCUCGGGCCAUCCCAAUGGCAGCGACGUGCGACGCUCGCUGCCGCGCAUUUCUGCGGCAGCUGCAGCGGAAGCCGGAGGCAGCUCGGGGGCGUCUUUCGCGGCGGGGGUCGCGCCCGCGGGGACUGUCUCCUCGAGUGUCUCCUCGCCGGCGGGUGGGGCACCGACUGCACAAGCUCCCGUCCUCUUUGACCGGUCGCUGCAGAAUCUGAUCGACAAGCUUUUCCCUCAUUUCUCCCGCGAAGAAUCCCUCGAGCGAGAGGAGCUCAGACGCUUCCUGGCAGGUGAGCCGCCCUACAGCCUUCAAGACUUUUGCGAGGAGGCAGAGACGCAGAGGCGCAGCGGGAAGUCUGCCGACGGCGGCUUCCUGCCAAACGAGCUCUCGCAUGCAGGCACGGAAAGUCCGGGUACCCUAUCCAAAGCAAACUCCCCUCAAGAGACUCCGCGGCGCCUGUCGGCUGCCGCGUCGACGGCGGGCUGGUCCCCCGCUUCUGUCUCGCCUCAGCGCCUCCAGGCAGUCCCAGAGACAGCCGAAGGGGGGCACCCCACACCUGUCUCCGUUGGUGUCUCCGCAGCUGACGCUGCGCCAGCCGCAGGCGUGCGGACGCAGAGCGAGGACGCGCGAACGCAGGAUGUUCUGCCGGCGAUUGCGCCGUCGAAAGAAGAACUUCUCGAGGAAAUGGUCCGAGGCAACUUGGCGCUUUUCGACGACGAAGAGACGCUGGCGGUGGCGCUCUUGCCCGACCAGGCCCAGGCCCUAGCGCUGCUUUCUCACCUACACUCGCUCUCUGGAGAAGAGAAGGACGGGGAAGGCGCCGAAGAGAGAAAGACGGAGAGAGAAGACGCGAGCGACGGGGCCUUGCGAGAAACGGGAGAGCAGGAGAGAGAUGAAGACGCUGGACGGCCAAGGAUUGGAGAGGGACGAGUUCAAGGUGGCGAGAAGGAGAAAGACGGCCCAGACGGCGGAGACAAGACUGUCUUCUCUUCAAUAGAUAACCUCGGACGGAAACUCGCAAGAGCACGGCGAGACGCCAUCCAACAGAGACACUCCGCUUCUUCUUUGCCUUCUUCGCUGUGGCCACUGUGCCUGCCGGCAUUGGCUCAGCCGUAUUUGCGCGUGGACAAGAGGAUGCCUGUGAUGCAUCUGCUGCGGUACCUGGCUGCUCAGCUGCUUCCCGUCUUUGCGUCUGGAGAGGCGGAGGCAGAGGGCGAGAAAGAACAAGAGAGGCAGCAGGUGACGGACCUCUCCGAGGGCCAGAGAACCUCUGCGCCUUCAGGCGGAUCAGGCGGCGACGCCCAGCCGGCCGGCGCGACGGUAGCGCGAAAGAGCGAGGGCGACGCAGGGACGGGAGGGCACCCGCUGGCCUCUCCCGGGUCGUCGCAGCUCCCCGUUGCUCUCUCGGCUGCUCCUGGGGACGCCUCGGCGCCUGCCGCUGCGCCUAGGGGCUUCGGCCCCGUCUCUCGGUCCCUCCUCGCUGAGCUGGAAAGCUCUCUGGAGCUAACUCUCGAGGGUCGAGUGGUGGGGAGAAGCCACACGCUGCAGUUUCUCUGCAAGGCCCACCGCCUCGCCUUCCCGGGCAAGUGUCUCCUUCUCGCCUACCAGUGGACCGCCCAAGCCGAGAGCAAGCGCAUGCAGCACGCGCUCGACUUAUUGAACCCGAAGUGA